Asparagus officinalis (garden asparagus) is the source of this 1192-nucleotide messenger RNA. RefSeq lists its product as uncharacterized. NCBI's taxonomy places the organism in Eukaryota, Viridiplantae, Streptophyta, Magnoliopsida, Asparagales, Asparagaceae. The transcript has 6 exons. The record is from RefSeq and is a predicted model, not a curated record. Bases 86 to 1066 code for a protein of 326 amino acids.
UUUCUUUAUAAGAUGUCAGAAGAAUUAUGAGUUUCUCCCCCUGGAUCCUAAUCAGCCUCUCAACCGUAAUAUUGUUUAUCGAGGAAUGAAGUCUCAGUUGCAAGAGAGAGUCCGGUAUAAUAGGUGUCAGGUAAAACAAGAGUGUUUUGAGGUGUGGAAAAAUACUCCCGAAGAAGAAAGAGAGGCUCUUUGGACUACUCCAGCGUUUUCUUGGAUUGAUAGAGACUCAUGGGAUAAUUUGUGCGCUUAUUAUGAUUCAGAGGACAAGAAGGAAGAGGCAAGACGUAAUGCGCAGAAUCGGGCGUCAAAUUUGCAUGGUCGAGCAACUUAUACAGGUGGCUCGAGGAACAUGAGUCGGGCUAUGGUUCGAUUGAAAUGUCAAAUCAUUGAGGAUGGUGGCACACCUACAAUGUUGAAACUAUAUUUGGGUACCCACUCGUCAUCAGUAGAUAAGAUCACUGGAGAGUAUACAUACCCGGACAACAACACUAAGGAGUAUUGUAAUCGAGUCAUCCAGGAGGCAACCUUAUCAGGGGUCGAUUCAGCCACAGAGGACGAUGCACUUUGUUUCACCCAGAUGUUAGAUUCCCUGCACGGAGGGCAUCACGGCGGUUAUGAAAGAGGCAUGGGCAUUGGUGCCACUCGGACUUACUUGAGGACGUCCUCCAUACCGGAAAUCGACACUUCUAAUCAGGAACUACGUCGCGAGGUGGCUGAUCUUAGAGCUCGGGUAGCUGAGAUGGAUAGUCUCAGGGAGGAGCUUAGGGAGGAGCUUAGGGAGGAAUUUAGGUCUCAGAUGCAUUUGAUUACUAACAAUAUGGUUAAUUCUCAGGGCGCUCGUUCUGCUCCCACUCGUAGUGAUCCAUCAGCUUUUACGCGACCGGCUCCAAUUCAUCAGCCCGCUACCGAUAUACCUCAUUCUGCUCGUCCUGCUUCGACUGCAAACACUUCUACUUCCAGUGCUCAAGGUUUGUCACAUGAGAAUAUUGCUAGGAUAUUUGCAGACUUAAGGCGUUCGGGCUUGUCCCAAGAGGAUAUUCUUCGAGGAAUUUCUUCUGUUCAUUGAUUGGAUGAAUUAGACUAUUCCUAUCUUAUAUUUUGGAUGUAUGAGACAUUUUGGAUAUUAGAGACAAAUAUAUAAUAUUGGAUGCUUUUCAUUGUGAGAUAUUGAGUAAUUAUUGUGCAUUUAUCU